AUGUCUCGAGUACUGCGAUUGGCCAUUCUUGAAUGCGAAACGACGUUGCCCAAGGCCAAGGCCUCUCGCGGCUCGUACGGCGACAUCUUCCAAGAUCUCUUUACGCUCGGUCUCAAAAACUUGGGCGAUGAGGCAGCCAAUGUGCAGCUCCAAGUGAGCAAGUGGGACGUGAUCAACGGCAAAUACCCCCGGAUUGAGGAUGUAGACGCAAUCGUCUUGACGGGAAGCUACAGCACCGCGUUUGACCAAGAUCCGUGGAUCGUGGCUCUGGCCGACUAUGUCAGGCACGUCUUGGAAUCUACAGACAGAAAAGUGGUCGGCAUUUGCUUCGGCCACCAAAUCAUCGGUCGCGCGCUUGGAGCCGACGUCAACCACAAUCCGGGCGGAUGGGAGCUUUCCGUCGAGAACAUUGCUCUGAACGAGCAGGGCCAGAAAUUCCUCGGGCUCUCAUCGCUGGAGCUGCAUCAGAUGCAUCGCGAUGCCGUCCUCACUGUUCCCUCUGGACUCACAAACCUCGGAUCUAGCACGAAAUGCCCCAUACAGAUUCUCUACAAGCCCGGGCGACUGCUUUCUUUCCAAGGACAUCCUGAAUUUGACAGGCCCAUCAACGACGAGCUUCUCAAUGUGGAGCACGAGCACGGCAACGCGUUUGACGAGGAGGCAUUCCAGGACGCCAUCAAGCGUGUCGACCGUCCGCACGACGGAGUGUUUUUGUCUAGCAGGAUUAUGGAGUUCUUCCUCGACAGCGGGAAAUGGAAGGCUGGGGAAGAGUAA
This is a messenger RNA of Trichoderma virens Gv29-8, 774 nucleotides long. RefSeq lists its product as uncharacterized. Gene Ontology annotation, cellular component: nucleus; cytosol. The transcript is spliced from 3 exons. Bases 1 to 774 code for a protein of 257 amino acids. The record is from RefSeq and is a predicted model, not a curated record. Lineage: Eukaryota; Fungi; Ascomycota; Sordariomycetes; Hypocreales; Hypocreaceae.